AUGUCCGUCAGUCCAGAACAUGCGGCCCCUGUGCCUAGAAUCCCGAACGAACUCAUCCUCCAGAUCAUAGACGAAGCCACGCCCCAGACUUUGGAAGUGGUCAUCUCCUGCGUCUAUCCGCGCAACAACCAACCCCUGUCUCUGCUCGCGUUGAAAUUCCGUCACGACAACUCCUCGGACUGGCAAGCAUUUCGCCGCCUCAAAAGCCUCACGCUCGCGGUCGCUGAGCUGGCUGGUCGAAGCUCUGUGGACAUCCCGUCAACUCUCGUUGUUCGCUUUGAUACCCACCUCCCAACUUCGCUCCUUUUACCUGGCCCUGGAGUCCCUAACGCAAUCCUAAAGAAGCUGAACCAUGUUGUAUUCCAUGUCCCAAUCUCCAUGCGAAUUAAUGGAGGGGAGCUCGUCCCGGGAAAGCUCACUCUUGCCUACGCUUUCAGCAAUGAAGUUUGGGUCCCUUGUCACGAUAAGACCUUCUGGAUGCCGUCAUCGGAGAGCGUGCUCAAUCCGCCGCGAUUGGGCGCCGCAUUAGCUGACCACUUCCACUCUAGGAUUGACCAGCGUCUCCUGACCGGGAGAUUGAACUUGGCUCGACUGCAGGUCUACUGGGGAAUAUUCUACUGCGCUGUCACGAAGCUGAAAGAGAUGGAGGACACUUCUUGGACUUACUCCGGCGGUAUCUGGAUGGUUCACGGAUUCGAGCGCGGUAUCAAGGCGAUCGUGGAUGAGGAGGUGCGCCAACUCCGCGGCGAAGACUCCGACUCGUCCCACGACGACAAUUGA
This is a messenger RNA of Zymoseptoria tritici IPO323, 780 nucleotides long. RefSeq lists its product as uncharacterized. The transcript has a single exon. Lineage: Eukaryota; Fungi; Ascomycota; Dothideomycetes; Mycosphaerellales; Mycosphaerellaceae. Bases 1 to 780 code for a protein of 259 amino acids. The record is from RefSeq and is a predicted model, not a curated record.